AUGAAUAAUCCAACUUACACCACGCUGUCCUCCCAAACCAAUUCCGUGAAUUCUCUGGUGGAGUCAGGCAAGCCCACUGAGAUGUGGCUCAGUGACGAGCAAGGUCAAGUGUAUGUGACGAUUGACACUUCUCAGGCUGUGUUCCCAGAGGUGCAAACCACCAUGAGCUUCAUAGACGUGAAAGACAGUCUCAAUUGGGGAAGCCAAAGUUUGCUCCAACCCAUAGAACUACCCACUGAGCCCGUGGCCGCCUCAGAUGUGCUCAGCACCAAGUUGGACACGCUGGCCCAUGCCGCCUCGACCCAACUCCCCAUGAAUGAGUUACAACCCGUGACGGUUCAGCCCCCACAGAACACGCCCUUGCCCCCAUCGAAUCUAGUGCAGCUCCCUCAACACCCCGAUCCCUCUGUGAUAGGUCUGGCUAAUGGGAUCAUUGAGAUGAGCACGAGCUCUGGAGCCAAUCGUUUGCUCUGCGGGGAUUGUUCAGUGGGGUUCGAGUCCGCCGAUGUAUUUUUCAAGCACUGGCUUGACAACCAUUGCAAGUUGGAGAAUGAUCAGACCUCCAGUAACAUGCCCCUUCAGCAAUGUCCCACCUGUAAACACAUAUUCGUGAUGGGCACCGCUAAAGCCUUGGAACACAAUCAGAGGUGUGGUUUGGACAAAGCCAAGAUGAACUCGGCUAUCCAAAAGAGGAAACAGCACGAAAACGAAGAAAAUGUUCAGCCUACUGUUAAGCUACCCAAAACAGCCAAGAGACCUCCCAACGCGGUGUCGUGUGGAACAUGCUCUCUUAACCUGAAAACCAUUACUUCAUUCUUUCUCCAUUGGCUGGAGGCUCAUGACCAAAUCACGGACAUUCUGGAGCAGGUUUGGCAAUGCGGGGUGUGCAUCCCCAGCAAAUUGUUCCCGGAUGUUGCCGGUCUGAGGGACCAUUUUCAUCAGGCCAAGCAUGUUCCAAGUGAUCCCAUUCUGCCAUGCAGUAUCAAAGGCUGUGCGUCCAAAUUUGCAGCAGACGAGGGACUCGCCGAGCAUUUAAAUAUGCACUCCCAAGACUCCAAUCCCAAGACCCUAAAUAGAUGUUCCAAGUGUCCCAAGAUCUUCCAGAACGGCCUCUUGAAUCAUUUCUUCUCCGAGCAUGCCACUUUAUGUGAUCUAUGUUCAUGCCAAGUCCACAAGGAGGAGAUGGACGACCAUUUGUCUAAUUUCCACCGCUUUGAGCGGGUGUGGAAUCGUCAGACCAAUCUGGAGAAAAUUGCAGCCAGUGACGCUCAAAUGGGAAAACCAGCCGCACAAGUGACACCCUCCUCCCACACAAGACGACUCGUUGAGAACUCAAGCAGCACCCUUACUGUGAUCCCCAGCAACCCUUCAGGGAAUCCCAUCACUACCCCAACGGAUCCCCCAUCAUCCUUACUCGAUUCUGUUGUGAAAUCAAGCCAACCUUCGCCAUCUACUGCAUCAGUUCCGCCACCACCAACCCCUGCUCCUUCCGCAGCCUCGGCGAUGAAAUGCAAAGCCUGCAGCCUCUUCUUCACCAGCGAAAAGCUCUUGGAGAAGCACUAUUUCGCCAAUCACGAGUUCAAAUGCAAGUUUUGUGAUAAAACGAUGGACAAAGACGAGUAUGGCGAUCAUCUGCGUGUCCAUUUAGCCAGUGAGCGGAAGAGGGGUGUACCCAAGAAAUGAAGGCCAUAAGAACUAGCCCCUAAAUUCAACCAUACCUUGUCAACGUCCCCUCCCCUUAUCUCUCCCGAUUUGUUUUUUUUGGAUCCCCAGAUUGAACAUUAUGUUUUGUCAUACUCCUAAAUAUAACAAUAUACAACAAC
Tigriopus californicus is the source of this 1823-nucleotide messenger RNA. Its product is annotated as zinc finger protein 628-like. Gene Ontology annotation, cellular component: chromosome. Gene Ontology annotation, molecular function: chromatin insulator sequence binding. NCBI's taxonomy places the organism in Eukaryota, Metazoa, Arthropoda, Copepoda, Harpacticoida, Harpacticidae. Gene Ontology annotation, biological process: regulation of transcription by RNA polymerase II. The transcript has 2 exons. The record is from RefSeq and is a predicted model, not a curated record. The coding region runs from base 1 to 1683 and encodes 560 amino acids.